GAUAAACUCUCGAGGAGCAGGAAUCGUGCAUUGAGUGCUAGUUAAUGUGACCAUUGUCGCUGAGUAGGUAAUGGAUGGUGCUUCAGAACAAUAAGAUUGUCCGAAAUCGACGGCUAUGUCGAAAGGCCUGCCAACGUGAAACCUGGCGAGAGUCACCAGGGAUACUUCGAGUCGGCAUUCACCAGCAUUGCGUUAUGUAUGAGGAUACCGAGAAGCUCGCUUCAGGUGGACUGAGCGGCAUGUGAUUGAAAGGCUUCAACACAGGAUACCGCACAAUGGCUGCCGCUGUGGCUCUCGGCUGCGCACAAAGAACACGCAGCUGGAUACGGACGCCAGUUCGCAAUUUAUUCAAUGGCAGCUGCGUAGCUUUUAUAUGCCUGGGCGUCAUACGUGGUCAACGGACCAGGCAUCUCUAUGCCAGGAUACACGUACUCAGUGAAGCACAGAAUCACCAGAGAUCAUGGCGCUUGACCAGACUGCGACCUUCAUGCAGAGGAGUAUGUCAGCUGCAAUGUCAAGUGAUGGUGCGCCUGCCAACCAAGGCUAAUGCGAAGAUCGAUCCAAGGAGCAUCUACAUCCAGCUGCGCCGCUGGAAAACUCGUGAAAGGGAGACCCAUAGCGAGUCACGCAUGAGACCAGGACUCUCGGCUCACAUCAGCAGUGGUGACUGGAUCCGCUACGUCAAUGGCUUCUUAGAUGGGAGCCAAUUUAUACUUCAGGAGCGACAAGAUGCCAGAAUAGCGACCACGAGCUGGAUUACAGGUCCGCUACCACAGCGGGCUAGUGGCAAGCCAUCAACGCCACAGCUCGAUCUUGAGGACAGCAUGCCUGCUCCGGAACUGGCUCCACGUCAGGUAAGCAUGGUCAGUCAAGCAUUCAGAGGCCAUGGCAAUCUGGUUCACCACGGUCGAUACAUCUGCUGGGCUCCGGCGCUGUUAAGCUCAAUUGCAUGCGUAACUUAA
Pseudocercospora fijiensis CIRAD86 is the source of this 962-nucleotide messenger RNA. RefSeq lists its product as uncharacterized. Bases 276 to 962 code for a protein of 228 amino acids. The transcript has 8 exons. NCBI's taxonomy places the organism in Eukaryota, Fungi, Ascomycota, Dothideomycetes, Mycosphaerellales, Mycosphaerellaceae. The record is from RefSeq and is a predicted model, not a curated record.